AUGGAUCGAUUCCGGAUGAUCUUCCAGUACUUCCAGUCCAAUUCAGAGUCAGUGACUAAUGGAAUAUGUGCACUGCUAGCAUUGGCAAGUGUAAAGAUGUACAGCUCCUUUGACUUCCACUGCCCUUGCCUUGCUAAAUACAACAUGGUGUAUGGCUUAGGAAUUAUGUUUAUCCCACCUGUGGCACUUUUCCUCUGUGGUCUCAUUGUCAACAGACAGUUUGUGGUGAUGCUUGAGGAGUGGAAAAGACCUACUGGGGACAGGAAGAAGAAUCUAGCCAUUAUCAGGUACAUGUGUUCCUCCGUUCUGCAACGGGCCAUGAUUGCACCUGUUGUUUGGAUCCUUGUCACCCUGCUCGAUGGAAAAUGCUUUGUCUGUGCUUUCAGCAGUUCUGUUGACCCUGAUAAGUUUCCAGGUUUUGUCACCAACUCCACACCUUAUUAUGAGGUACAGCGCUUGCUGUCCAAGGUCCCAUGCAAGGAUGAUGAACUCAUAAGGAACAAUACUUCCCGCAAGGCUGUGUCCAGGUACCUCAAAUGCUGGUCACAGGCUUUUGGAUGGAGCAUACUGCUGGCCCUUAUAGUGAUCGCCUUCCUUGCCCGCUCUCUCAGGCCCUGCUUCAACCAGGCUACCUUCUUGCAGACUCGCUACUGGAGCAACUACAUUGAUAUUGAACAAAAGAUUUUUGAUGAAACCUGCUGUGAGCAUACCCGGGACUUUGCACACAAGUGCAUCCUCCACUUCUUUGAGAGCAUGCAGAAAGAAAUUAAACGAAGGCGGUUCCAUGCCCACCCAGGAAAAGAGGAGGGGAAGGAAGGGGAGAAGCAUCACUUGCAAGGAAUCAGCAGCCAGGAGCAAGUGAACAAGCUUCUUCAGUCAUGGUGCUACAGCAAACCUCCCCUGGAUUUGAGCGGAGCGGAGCUACACAGAGGCAACCCCUGGGCACAGAGGGAAUAUCUAGGCAGUAUGAUUAACAGGUGGCAUCCCGAGCCAGGGACCACAAUUACAAGGCAAACAGACGUUUAG
Messenger RNA from Zootoca vivipara (common lizard), 1026 nucleotides. RefSeq names its product calcium homeostasis modulator 3 (gene CALHM3). The record is from RefSeq and is a predicted model, not a curated record. Gene Ontology annotation, cellular component: plasma membrane. Gene Ontology annotation, molecular function: monoatomic cation channel activity. NCBI's taxonomy places the organism in Eukaryota, Metazoa, Chordata, Lepidosauria, Squamata, Lacertidae.